Messenger RNA from Colias croceus (clouded yellow), 2726 nucleotides. Its product is annotated as homeobox protein 4. The coding region runs from base 314 to 2554 and encodes 746 amino acids. The record is from RefSeq and is a predicted model, not a curated record. Lineage: Eukaryota; Metazoa; Arthropoda; Insecta; Lepidoptera; Pieridae. The transcript is spliced from 2 exons.
UUCUGCUGUUGCUAAGUUGCUCUAUUUACCUAUAAUAUGAUGUUCAAAUAUGUAACACUUUCCAUGAAGCUUCAGUUGCGAGUGACAUUGAUUAUCCCGCUAACAAGCUACGGCGUUCGGGUCAUCUCAUGCUUCAGGCGUUCCACUUACUAAAGUACCGCUAACAAUUAUCACAGUUUAUUUCAGAGUUGACAAUUCCUAGUAUAUUGCAUAUGAGUACGUUUCAUUUUAUUGUACAUUUACGAAUUGAUCCUCGAGCUGAGCGCUCGUAGCCGCGAAUAUUAAAUGAAAAUUGUAGUUAUAAUCAGUUGAAAUGUUAACUGUAAAGAUACUUACGAUUUUUUUAGUGUAUAUUUUAAAAACAAAUGUUCAUGCUCUAAGUUUUCCCGGCCCUCGAGUCUAUGUUGUCACGCCGUCACCACGACCAUUCCAAGUGAAUAGUGCCAAUUCAGCUCCAUUUUAUUAUCAUAAUUGGAUGCGCAGAAUGGACUCUGAAGAACAUAACGCAACUACUACUACUACUACUACUACAACACCAAAAGUGGAGACGCCUGAUUUAAUAUUUGCGGAAUUCGAGUCGGAUGGAAGCAUGAAGAAAUCGAUAAAGAAAUUAUUGGAAAAAGAAAGAAUUGCACCAUCGACGUCUACAACACAACAGCCAAUUUAUGUUCCCGACGAAGAAACUGAAAGAGUUACACGAAUUGUUAAUUAUGGAUUGCCAGUUACAAAAUUAGAAGAAAAAAAUGCGACACCAAAGCCUAAAAAUAAUAACAAUAAUUAUUUUUCCUUGGAUGAAAACUUUUACAAUGAAGCUUCUGUUCCUGAAUAUAUGCCGACCACAAAAAGACCUAUAACUGAGUCGACGACAACAUCUACAACCACGACGACAUCUUCACCUAUAAACGUGGAAAAUAUCUGGCAUAUUAUCGACAAUGAGAAAUUUAAUCAACAUUCCGGCGAUUGGGACGAAGUCUUUGUUGAUACAUCUAAUAAUGCCAAUGAAAAUGAGCCAGAAAAAAGCGAUAAUCAUAACGAAAAGGAAAAUGACGACUCGAAUAUUGAUAACAACGAAGAAGUGAAAAUAGAUGACAACUUCGCUUUGCCCGGAUUUGCUACUAAUCCUGGAAGCGGAGCUGAAAAUGAAUCCAGAGCUAUCCGUACCGAACAAAACAUUCGAUUUCCCUACAUCAAUUUGAAACCAUUCCAAAUGAAAUCUUUGAAGAAACCAAUAUUAGAUGUUUUGUCGAAUAGUAAAAAAGGAAAUAAUUUGUACAGCAACUUAGAUAACUUCUUUGAUUUGAAAAAUCCCGUACGAGGGGAAGCUCAGGACAUUGGUUCCGUAACUAUGAAUCAACCUGUUCCCAAUAAUCAACCCGUUGAUCGUUACAAUCCAGCACAGCCUUAUUUUCCAGCUUAUGGUAGUAAAGCAUCAAAACCAGCACCUCCAGUAUAUUCACCCCCAAAAGCGACGGCCAAUUUAAUACCUCCUCCACCACCACCACCACCUAAAGGAAAUGAUUUUCCAACACCAACCAUCUACGAGUCUUUCCCACCUUAUGCACCUUCUGGGCCUGAUUUCGAUGCUCCAUCACCGCCAGCAAAAAUUCCUGCUUCUCCACCAGCACCCGUGCCUUCACUGCCUAUCGAUACCCCACCAAGCGACUCAAUCGAUUCAUAUUCAGGUCCAAGCAGCAAUGACGGACCGUCAAUGGAUCUUGGAUACCGUUAUAAACCCCCAUCUGCACCAUCGCCUCCACAAUUUUUACCAACUAUAGCACCAGAAAGCAAACCAUUUAAGGGUUACUCAUAUGAUAGACCACCAAUGCCAAGCAACGAUGCGCCAAUGUCAAUGGAUGAUAUGCCAGAUUUUCAAGGAUAUGAUUACAGCAAACCUAGUUCAGGACCUCAGGCACCGACUAAAGAAUAUGAUUCACCGCCAAGUUAUGGUUCUUCUGACUCAGGUCCUAGUUACGGCCAUGACGAUGCUCCACCGGAACAUCAUGAAUCAGAUUACCCAGAGUUAAUAUUCAAUAAGCAUCACGGACAUAUGGGGGAUGACAGUGGUGGUGAUGUUAAAGGUGCUGGUAUGAUGCCUCCACCAGACAUGAAACCGGAUUCUUAUGGACCACCAUCCGACUUUCAUGGAUUUCCAAGUGAUUUCCCUGGAGAUUUCAAAUUACAUCAUGAUUUUGAUGAUCAUGAUCACGAUUACCAUCAUCAUCAUCACCACCCAGAACCAUCCACUACAGAAAUGCCAAGAGUGAACAGAUUCAGUUACUACUACUUAGGAAAAAAAUUGUACUACUUACCACUGUAUUUUAGUGCUUACUUUAUUGUGUACGUAGGAGCUUUAGUAAUAAAAGCAGUUCUUCGUCAUAAAAUUGUCUAUCCUAACAGUUGGAGACCGAACGACACAACUGCCUCAUUCUUCUCGAAGAGAUCUGUGGACGAAUUUCUAUCUAACGAAAAUCUUCAUGAAAUGGCUGGAAAAGUAACCCACGCGAUCGCAACUGCCGCAGAAAAAUACAUGAACACAAAGAAAAAGCUUGAAUAAUUACAAAUAUAUUUCCAUGUGGGAUAAUUAAGUGUAUAUAUAAUAUAAAUAUAUUUAAUUUUAGGUUAUGAAUGUACAAUAUGAUGUUGCGAUCUGGACAUAUUUAAAACAAAACGAUUCUUUUGAAUAUUUGUUCAUUUACUCAACGUCAAUAAAUAGAGUUUUACAUAAA